GAGACAUACUGUGCUUUGGCGCUGAAGGCGGGGGAAACGCACCGACAUUUUUGGGAGAAUUCUAUGAAUCAUGACGGCAAAGCUUGGUCAUUUAAGUCCUACAUCCCGAACAGGAUUGUUGGACGAGUUUGAAUGGGAAGCCCAGAGUGUUAUAUUAUCGGUUUGGUUGAGGUGGGAAUUCUCAGGAACUGGUCAAACGGUCCACGGUCAUGUGUUGUACGGUCAUUCAACGGGGACUACUCGAAGGACCAACAGAAUGUGGAAAUGUAUUGUGCUGAUAUCUUGAAGUGAAUUUGAUGGCAUUAUGGAGGGCAAAUCCACAUCUAAUCAUAAGUGCUUCCAAUGGGAUAGGAAUCAGUUUCAAAAGGGAUUGAUGGUGAUUGCAAUCUUAGUAGUCUUUGUCAGAGGGUCUUCCAGCGCAACUUUGAAGAAAGAGGAAACUCAACCUCUCAUUUUGAACCCUUGUCCAUCUGAACCCGGCUGGUUUCAAUGCACAAACUCAUCGACAUGCAUCUCUCCCAGUCAGCAAUGCGAUGGGCAAAGAGAUUGCAUUGAAGAUGGCGCUGACGAGACCAAAGAAUUGUGUGCGAAUCGAUUUUGCGAGACUGGAGUCCGUUGUGAACGUGAUGAUAUUUGCAUUCGAGUGCCUCAUCGACAUGUCUGUAAUGAACAUCGCUCGCUUUGCCCGGAUGGGUCUGACGUUCGACACUGUAUGCACAAGAUUUAUACCGGUUGCCUGAUCUGGGACCGGCAACGAGGCCUUUCCCUGUCAAGUUGCACCGAGUGUUUCUGUCAAAUGAAGACAAAUGAAACCACGCCUUCGGGUGGAGCCAAGGACACGAAUUUGAAGGAAGGCGUGUUCGUCUACAAGAGUAUUAGCCCGAGUCAUCGGGGGAGUCAUGUGAGGGCCUUGGUGUGUCUGGCCCGAACCUCGCCACAAAUUUGUGAUGGAGUUCCUGAUUGCAUUCAGGGACUGGAUGAGAGUCCAGAUAUUUGUGGGGGCAAUUCUCUGCGACCCCACAUGAAUGGAGAAUUACACUCUCGAGAAGGGAAGAAUAUUCAGAUCUUGUCUUCGUCAUCUUCAUUGGCAGCUCAAGCUAGUCCUGUCCCAAAUUCCCCGCCUAGGAAUGAAUCACAUCCGUCGCUGACCACGGCGAUUCUAUCUCCUUUCAAAAGGAAUAUUUGGUACUUUCUUCUGGCCUUUAUGUUCAUGGGCAGUCUUUUGAUCUACAUAAUUGUGGGCAUCACAGUUCGUGCUUGCCGCGGGCGAGGUGGACAAAGAGAAAAGACAAGCUUCAAUAAAAGGGCGACCAAAAAUGUCAGACCACAGGAUGAUGAUACCUUGAUAAGCGAGACGGCAUCCAGUGUUAUGGGAGUUCUCGAACACAGUGUUCCCUUAGAUGACCAAGAAUCUGUAUUCGACAAUAAAGACGAGACCACUUCGUCAGACACAAUUGGCAGACCGGCCAAUCCCAAUUGGACUUGGAAUGGGGCUCGAUUAAUUCGUGAGAUUGGCCGCGGAUUUUACGGUCAAGUGUAUUUAGCUGAGGAGCUAUCCGGUCGGUUGGUGGCCGUCAAAACAGUGGAGAAGCAACGACAUCCCAUUUUUGUUGAUGGCGUGUUUCGAAAUGAAAUUGAGACCUUGCAAAAAUUAGGACGGCACCUGAAUCUAAUCAAGUUGGUUGGUUUCAACCAUAGCAAGGAGAUUCUAGUCUUCGAAUAUUGUCAGAAUGGUAGUCUGAAGUCUUUUGUCCGUCAAAAUAAGAACUACUUCAUGGAUGAGCUAGAUCCGCUGACACGAGAGCUGCCCGAAGUGCUACAAUUGAGUCGUACUCCCAGUGUGGGCGAGAAUCUCCCCAUGUCGGAUUUCCUCAUCUCUCUACACACCAAGUUGGAGCCAGAUUCCGCAUGCAUGGCUCAAGAAAAUCGGCACUUGUUCAACACCAGGCGUCUUUUCCGGUGGACACGUCAGAUUGCCAAAGCCAUGGAUUACCUAUCUCAAAAAAGAAUCGCUCAUGGUGAUCUGGCUUUGAGAAAUAUCCUACUCACCUACUCGGAUAUAGUCAAGCUGUCAGAUUUCGGACUGGCCAGAGACCUUCGUCAGCCUUUUUGGAUCCAAACGGACAUGGGGAAGAAGCCCCAACCCUUGGCUUGGAUGUCACCAGAGAGAUUGGCUGAUCCGAACAUGGUCUCUGUCUCUGGCGACGUAUGGUCCUUUGGAGUGGUACUCUGGGAGCUUUUCACCCUUGGGUCAGAUCCAAAUGAAGAUCCUAUUUACAGAGAUACUGAACCUCAUGAGGUACUGCCUAAAUUGAGAGCUGGUCUCCAGCUUCCUGUCGCUCAUUUCAUACCGGAUUCAUGGGAUCAGCUGGCUCGACAGUGUUGCAGUUUUGACCAAGAUCAAAGGCCAGACUUCUCAAGCAUUCUCUCAAAUGUUUCACAAGCCAUGGUGAGAAGAAGAAGAAGUGCCACGUGUCCUCCUCCUCCUCCUCUUACAACAUCUUCGUACUCCACAAAUUCUCUUCCAUUGCGUCCCAGGAACGAUUCUGGCUUUGGAUCCCGUUCCGCAAGACCUUACAGCGUGUGUAGUACAGUGAGUACCAGAUUGGACUCCUUGACCUCGACUGAGCCCAAUUCGAUAGGCUCCUACGGAUAUGUUCCGAUGACUUCCAUUUAUAACCCAGACCAAUCCCGUGCAUCCUCUAAAGCAAGAAAUAAGACUCCAGCCGAGAUGCAGCUCGAUAAUGAUCAAAGUUCUUCCACCAUUUGUUAUUGGAAAGGAUACAAGAUUAUUCGAGCGAAUCCCUCCGCCUCCAAAAGGGAAGAAUAUAAUCUGUAAAAAGGGCUACUGUCUUUGCUCAAGAAAUCAAGAAGUGAAUACCCCAUCUUGUAUUGUACUUGUUAGAAAAUGAUAGGUUAGAAAUAAAAGAAAACCAAACCAAGCACUAUGUGCAAACAAUUCGAACCCAAGACAAUCUCAACAGAAAUAGACCAUAAA
Tigriopus californicus is the source of this 2998-nucleotide messenger RNA. RefSeq names its product fibroblast growth factor receptor homolog 1-like. Gene Ontology annotation, molecular function: transmembrane receptor protein tyrosine kinase activity; ATP binding; protein binding. Gene Ontology annotation, cellular component: signaling receptor complex. Gene Ontology annotation, biological process: positive regulation of kinase activity; cell surface receptor protein tyrosine kinase signaling pathway; multicellular organism development. The record is from RefSeq and is a predicted model, not a curated record. The coding region runs from base 305 to 2839 and encodes 844 amino acids. Lineage: Eukaryota; Metazoa; Arthropoda; Copepoda; Harpacticoida; Harpacticidae. The transcript has 2 exons.